UGAUUCAGAGAUAUUGAAAGAUAAAACUAAACUACGAUUCGGAAAGCACUGACAGUAACUUCAACAGGCUGUUGUUCAUGUGAUAAAUUGAUACCACACAGUUCACCAAAAAUGAGUGCGUGUUGUGUUUUGUAGUAGGCAACAUAAAGAAAGAGAUGUCUUUAACAAUACAGCAAAUUAUUCUGGAUGCCAAACGUCUAGCUAACCGAUUGAAGGAACAUGAUACAACAGCGGACGCUCUGCUGUCACAGGCACAGAACGUGUAUCAGAAAAUUGACACAAUGAAGCAGUACCAAGAGAAAGCGAAUGAGCUGAAUGAAUCAGCACGUCAGCGGCCACAUGCUGUGCUUGUGGCAGGCAUCCAACAGGAGAACAGGCAUUUACGUGAAUUACAGCAAGAAAACCGGGAACUAAGAGCUGCUCUGGAUGAACACCAAAAGGCACUGGAGCUUAUUAUGUCAAAAUACCGUCAACAUGUUACACGACUGGUAGCGUCGUCUAAAAUUGAUCUUGCUGCAUUGGGCACACACAAAUAUUCUAAGAUCCCAUCACAAACGGAAACCUUGCAAGAUGCAGAACAAGAAAAGGUAAUUUGUGAACAGUCUAAUAAGAUUUGUGAAAUGGCUGCUGUUAUGAGGAAAUCAGCUGAAAUUGAUGAGCAAAAAGCACUUGAGGAAAGAGAAUUGGUGACCAGGUUGGCUACUGAAAAUAAGGGAUUAAGAGAACUACUUGAAAUUUCCUGCAAAAAUGGUACCCUGCGAAAUAGCCUACUUGGCAUAGAAUCUGAAGAUAAAGAAAUGCAAACGGAAAUGAACUGUGAAACUUCUUGACAGAAGUAAACAUCUGGAGGAAAAAGCACAAUGAAAGACAAACCAAGUGAUUUGUUUCUCUUUUUAAUGUGGCAGCAUGAGUCAUUAUAUAUUACAUCACUGAACUAAUGUGCAAUGAUUCUUGCCUCUGAUAAAGGAAUUGGUAAUGACUGAAUCUCACAUAAUGUUGAUGUGACUGUUAAAAAUUUCUUUUGUACUACAUUUUAUACAUUAUACACUUUCCAUUGUGGUAUUCUGCUGGGAAUAAACUGUGUUUCUCUGACUGUACAGCUGAAUGUUAAUGGCCAAAAUGCAGUGCCACAAUAACCACAUCAGUGCAGCUACAAAGAGUGUCUUUAUUCAUUGUUUCAUGUGGCGUGGCAUUGGUCAUUUCUGCAAGUGUGAUUUCUGAAAGCUAUGUUUUCAAUUCAGCAUUUUGUCUGUUGGGUAAUGUGAAUUUCAAAGAAUAAAGUAACUAGUCAGUUGUAAGUUAGACAUUUUAAUCUCUUUUUAAGCUUAUUGUAUAUAUAAAAUUUUGAAUAAGUCACAAAGGUGUGAGAUUAUCUUUAGAAUAGUAUCACAGACUGUGACCCACAGUAAGCAUCAACAGCAUCAGAAUUAUCUAUUUUUUCUCUAUAUGGCUCUUUAAAUUUAUGACUUAUGGGAGUUCAUAUUUUUAUUUUGGACUGUAGACAGUAACUGUGAGUCAUGCGAUCGGUCAUAUCAUAAUUUUUUUCAAUAUACCAACAAGAUUAGUAUCUAAAUCUAAAAGAAAAAAAACUAUAAUAGAAUUUAAAAGAAAAACUCAAAGGGUUUGUGUCAGUCAGUCCACUGAGUUCUCUUUCCUUAAAGCUACCAAUCUUAUGACAAAAAUUUAUAAUCGUCAUUUGCUCAAACAAAUGUCCAUAUAAAAGGCAGUGCACAAAUUUCAUAACAUACUUCAUUUAGCCUUUCAUUUUCAUCUUAUGUGAUAGACUUUUCUUUGCAUGAAUUAAAGUAUUUUAGGCAAAUUUAUAUCAUACACCUUCAUACUUACUAGUGAUGACUAAAAGCUGUUUCCAGGAGACAUCCUGGUACUUUAACCUCACAUUUUGUUUGUAUAAUUGGAAGUUUUGUGCAGAGGUAAAAUAUUUGACUCGUGGCACAUGUUAGAAUCCAUUCCUUUCAACAUAUCUCACAUAUUUGAGAAUGAAACAGGCAGUUUUGGAUUUUAUAGCUACCAGUUACAUGCAUAAUGCACCAGAUAUUGUGUUUAUAGUAUUCUCUGGUGAUAGUUUGAGGGUGAUAUAGGUACUACAAGAGAAGGAAGUAUAGACCAUGAACUGUUAGUCUUGGAAAUACUUUUCAUGCUUCAUCCAAUGACAGUAAAUUCACUAGCUGUCCUCUACAGGUGGGGGAUGCAAAUACAGUUAUUAUUGUGGAGCACAUAAUGACAUAUUUGUGAAAUGGAUAUCUAGUUUUUCAGGGGAUGUCUUGUAGGACAGGAAACUGUCAUUAUGCUGUCGAAACAUAUGGAAGUUCAUAAAACAGACGCAAACAAACAAAAAUUGAGAAAUAGAUGAGGCAGAUGGAAAAAAAAUGCCAAAAAAUGUAAAGUUAUGUUACUGAAUUGUGACUUUGGUGUUAAGGUGGCAUAAGAGAUUAACAUUUUGUGUUCAACAUCUUUAGAGAAGUGACUUGAAAUCCAAGUUUAAUUAGCUAAGAGUUUGUGAUGAAAGGAAAAAAGUGAAUUUUUUAAAGUAGAAACUAUUAUUUGUAUCACGACAAAUUAUUACUUGGCAAGGCGAACUUGUUACCUGCCUGAGGUGGCAGCACUGUUACGUGCAUGCCCAAGUAGCAGGGAGAAGGGAGAGUACUAGCCUACACUCCAGUGGAACACUGCCACACUUUGUAUGUCUGUAUGCGCCACUGAGUGAAGUUCCCCUGAACAAGAACAAGAACAGUAUGACAGUUUCUCUCACAUUGGUUGCUAUGUAUGCUUCUCCUGCAGUAUCCAUGUAACUACUUCCCCUGGUGCCAUUACUGUUUUCCACAGCUAUGUCAGUGGAUUCAUAAUCUGCUAUUUCAGUUGUGGAUGAUAAUGCCAUCUCUUUGUUUGAAUUUGUGCAGACUGAUUUAAUAAAAGUUUUAUUUUUCUAGUCUGUCACAGUCUCUUUCCUCCAGUAGUCGUUACACAUUCCUGCGUGAUAUACAGUUUUUUUGGUCUUUUAAUGUCGUGACAGCAAAUGCUAAUAUAACAACAGUGAAAGCAAACAGGCCUCAUGGUCUACUAGUUAGUAUUUUUGGCCAAUAAUGCCAAGGUCCUGGGUUUAAUUCCUGGUGACCACCUCAAAUUUUUCUCUGGUGGAAAGGUCUGGAACAAGGUCCACUCAGUCGUGUGGGGCAAACUGAUAAGCUGCUUUGUAUAGAAAGGUCGGGAAAUUAAUGUGGAAGUCGCCAAAGUAACAUUACUUCGAAAGGCUUGCAAAUAGCUUCAGCUGCUGCUUUUUUUUUAGUUAUAGAAUGGGACACUUGUCAUUGUGACUACUGACCUAUCUCUUUGAAAGAUUCCAGACCAGAACUGGAAUCUAGGUGGUAAGGCAGCAGAGAACUAGUUUCUUGCAAAAUUUUGUCAUUAAGAUAAAGAGAAGGCUGGUGUCACUUAAUUAGUGCUGGAAGUUUGGUUUACCUUGGAGCUAUUUAUUUUUAAUUUUUGUGAAAUAAUAAACUGAUAGCCGAGAUCGCAGGAAUUCUUUUUAUUCCAUGAUUACCGGUUUCAGCGAAACUAUAGCUGCCAUCAUCGAAUCUUAGGACACAUACAGGUUACACCAUCAAGGCAAACAAUGGUGAUAUUAAUACUUGCCUAUUACACGCUUGUAGAGGAGAAGUGAACACAAAAUGGAACUUUGAAUUCACAACAAUGAAAUGUUUACUGGCACUACUGUUUGUCUUUACUCCUUGCAAACUGUCAUUUCGCACCAUUUAUUAUCAGUGUAGCAGGUAAGAAUCCACAAUUUGUCUAAAUAAACGACUGCCACUUUAAUUCUGAUACUUUAUUUCUUCAUAAAAAAAUCUAAUGUAAUAUAUUGUUUCCUCAAGUACAUUCUGUCAUCUUUACUUGUUCAUUCUGACACCUUAUAAAAAUGUUGAUGGAACAGUUUAACUUUCGCUUGCACAUUUUAUUGUCUUGUCAUUCUCAUUGUCAUUAAAGUUAGUUAUGGUAACAGCAAGUCAUCAGAGCUAACCCUUGAAGGUAUUUUCUGCGAUCGCUUUUUGUGUUCAUACUGAGAGAUAAUAAUGCACGCUACUUUGAAGUUGAAUACAACUGUACCUAGUGACGUGACUAAGUUAGUUCUCGCUAUGGCCAGGUAACCACUUCACCAUGCCGAGUAAUUUUGUUUGUUUGUUUGUUUGUUUGUUUGUUUGUUUGUGUGUGUGUGUGUGUGUGUGUGUGUGUGUGUGUGUGUGUGUGUGAGAGAGAGAGAGAGAGAGAGAGAGAGAGAGAGAGAGAGAUUAUGUUAACAGGUACAGUUGAAUUGGUGUCCUAAUGUUACUUAGCAUCCCCAAUUUUUGUAUUAGUAUAGCUUUUUCCCUUAUAAUAAUUGAAAACAGUGCCACAGUUAGGUAAUUGCACACGGUUUUUACAUCAGUAUCCACUUCUAUGCUGAUUAGUAAAAAGUUCCCAGCAGAUCCAGUAAGACUCUGUGAAACACUUUAAUGAAUUCCAUAUUUUGAAGUGUGAUGAUGAGAGCAGAUGUUUUCUGUUGAAGUUGCUUGCUGACUUACAAUAGAUCACUUUAGAAACUGUACAAUGCAACUGUGACUGAAAAAUCAUACUAGUAACAUAUUUAAAUGUCUCUCUAAUAAUUGUACUCAUUUGAAAUAUAUUUUCGUACAUUUUAAGACAAAUAUAUAGAAGUAAAUUUUGAAAUUGACUGUUAAGCUCCAAUGCAUUAAGUAUAGCGAUGUUGAUUCAGUUAACAGCCAUAUGUUACACCUUGUACAUAAUAUAUUGUAUAGUGUUAAAACUGCAGGUAAUAUAUUGUACUUGUAUGUAAAGUUGCAGAAAAGAUAUUUUGUGUUAUGCACAGAGGAAGGAUAAAGAAAUUUUCAGGACUUGUUUAGAAUCUUCCAUUCCCAUCCUUAUCCACAUUCAUUCAACUUGAUACAGAAGGUGAGUGAGACUGAAGCCAUAAAUCAAAUAAAAAGAGAAUGCUUUAAGUGCUGUUCAGUAUAUGAAAUUAAUUGUUGCUUACAUGCAACAGAGACUGGUCCUGAGACAAUGUUAAAGCAGCAAAGAGACGUUGUUACUUACAAAUUGAAAUUUCAGGUAGGUUCACGUUACGGGAAAGCCUGAACUGCAUAGAAGACAGUAUCUUAUUAUCUUAUUCAGAUAAUGUUGCUCAAAUUUACUAAUUCAAAAGCAGAGUUUUGUUCUGUUAAUCAUGAGUAAUACAUUCAUGACAAGAAGCAUGAGAUUCAAGUAUACGUGGACAUCAAUCACUGUUGGGAUUCAAGAGAAAAUAAUCAUGCCAUGUCACUGUUCGGCCAAUACAGUAUGUAUAGAUUAAUAGUCUGCUUACGUUCGUGAAGUGACAACAUCUCAAGAGUCGCUUGCAAAAGUCUGAUAGAGACCAGAAAUUUGUAACAAGGGAUUCUCUCUAUUAGAAAGAGAGGAAUGAAUGGGGGGGGGGGGGGGGGGGGGACUCGCUCUAUGUUCAUGCUAUAAGUCUCACAUUCUGGUAUUCCUCCUUCCAUACCUCCAUUUGCACAUCCCUGCGGUAUAAUAUGUUGUACCUCACAAAAGAAAAACUUGAGGUUUUUUAUAACAGAUGAUUAAAUGCUAUCACUGCCAAAGAGUUACUGAUAAGAAUGACUGGAGACUAAUGUAAAAUACUAAAUGGUAACAUGAAACUUAAAUUUCAUUCCUUCAACUUUAAUCUGGAGAGAGAAAAUCCCUGUUUCUGAAAACAUAAGCCUUAAGUUGUGUGUGACAAAAGAAUUAUUGUAGUGUUCCAUGCAAGUGGAUAGAUUUUAUUGGACUCCAUUCAGUUGGAGGUGAAUAGUACCAAUUUUGGUGUGUAGUCUCAAUUUAUGUUUGUGAACAGUAACUACCAAAGUAAGCACAAAAGAAUGUGAAUAAAAAUUAAUUAAAUGAAA
Messenger RNA from Schistocerca cancellata (South American locust), 5948 nucleotides. RefSeq names its product FGFR1 oncogene partner 2 homolog (gene Fgop2). The record is from RefSeq and is a predicted model, not a curated record. The transcript has 6 exons. The coding region runs from base 156 to 830 and encodes 224 amino acids. Lineage: Eukaryota; Metazoa; Arthropoda; Insecta; Orthoptera; Acrididae.